CGAGAGGCGUGGUCGAAGCUUGGGAUAGACGGGCUGCAGUCGCUCAACGGUCACUGCGCGCGCUCUCUGAACGAGGGGCGUGGCCGCAGUACGGCCGGUGAGCUCGCGCGGCGUGCGGAGACUCGGGCUAGUUGUCGGGACCGCGCCAUCUGCAGGAAGGCUCAUGAGGAGAAAGGAAAAGUGUGUGUGGCGACACUGGCGAAUGCGAGACAUACAGCGGUAGAAACGGACAGAGUGCGCUCUAACAUUACAUUCCCAACGCGACUCAAGGAUUUGAUUCCUAGCGGAGGCUUCCAAAUCACAAGAUACACGAAGGAAAAACAAUGACGGAGAAGGAGUGCGUGACUGAUACCGGCACUGCAGAUUCUAUUUCUUCUGCAUAUUCUUCCCCUGCCCGAAGCUUAGGGGAUCCUGGAAUUACACCACUUUCUCCAACUCAUUCUGCGAAAGAUCCUGAGCACCAUGUCCCUGCACAGCAGUGCUUUGCGGUGGUAGUGGCUAUCGAUUUUGGCACCACAUCCAGUGGGUAUGCAUACAGCUUCACAAAGGAGCCAGAAUGUAUUCACAUUAUGAGGCGCUGGGAAGGAGGAGAUCCUGGGGUGUCCAACCAGAAGACACCCACCACCAUCCUACUGACCCCUGAUGGAAAGUUUCACAGCUUUGGUUAUGCUGCUAGAGACUUCUAUCAUGACCUGGACCCCAGUGAGUCAAAGCACUGGCUGUAUCUGGAGAAGUUCAAAAUGAAGCUGCACACGACUAGUAAUCUAUCAAUAGAAACCGAAUUGCAGGCUGCGAAUGGGAAGAAAGUGAAAGCCAUCGAUGUGUUUGCUUAUGCCCUGCAGUUCUUUAAGGAGCAGGCAUUGAAGGAACUGAGUGACCAGGCUGGCUCACAGUUCGAUAAUGCUGAUGUUCGAUGGGUAAUCACUGUACCGGCAAUUUGGAAGCAGCCAGCUAAGCAGUUUAUGAGACAAGCUGCCUACAAGUCUGGCCUUGUCAAUCCUGAGAACCCUGAGCAGCUGAUUAUUGCUCUAGAGCCAGAGGCGGCCUCUAUCUACUGCCGGAAGCUACGUCUUCACCAGAUGAUUGACUUAAGUAACAAGAUGGCAGUGAAUGGCAUUAGCCCAGCAGAGACUGUUGCCUCCGGAAUGACGCAGGCGAAGGAGCACGUCCGACGUAACCGGCAGAGCCGCACUUUUUUGGUGGAAAAUGUCAUAGGAGAGCUCUGGUCAGAGCUGGAGGAAGGUGAUCGCUAUGUGGUGGUGGACUGUGGAGGAGGAACUGUGGAUCUCACUGUCCAUCAAAUUCGCCUUCCAGAGGGCCAUUUGAAGGAAUUAUACAAAGCUUCAGGAGGUCCUUAUGGGUCUGUAGGUGUGGAUUAUGAAUUUGAAAAGCUGCUGUGUAAGAUUUUUGGAGAUGAUUUCAUUGACCAAUUCAAAAUCAAGCGUCCAGCUGCCUGGGUGGAUUUAAUGAUUGCAUUUGAGUCCCGUAAAAGAGCAGCAGCCCCAGACAGAACAAAUCCCUUGAAUAUCAACUUACCAUUUUCCUUCAUUGAUUACUACAAGAAGUUCAGGGGGCACAGUGUUGAGCAUGCACUUCGGAAAAGCAAUGUGGAUUUUGUGAAGUGGUCUUCACAAGGAAUGCUUCGAAUGAAUCCAGAUGCAAUGAAUGCCCUCUUUAAGCCCACUGUGGACCAAAUCAUUCAUCAUCUCAGUGAUCUCUUUCAAAAGCCUGAGGUGUCUGAUAUCAAGUUCCUCUUUCUGGUAGGGGGAUUUUCAGAGUCCCCUUUGCUACAGCAUGCUGUGCAGAACAUGUUGGGUGAACGGUGCCGCAUAAUUAUCCCUCACGAUGUAGGCCUUACCAUCCUCAAAGGUGCAGUGCUGUUUGGCUUGGACCCGGCAGUGAUCAAAGUGAGACGCUCACCUUUGACGUAUGGAGUUGGGGUGCUCAACAGAUACCUGGAUGGGAAGCACCCUCCUGAAAAGCUACUGGUGAAGGAUGGAACACGCUGGUGCACCGAUGUCUUUGACAAGUUUAUCUCUGCUGACCAAUCAGUGGCCCUGGGAGAAACGGUCAAGCGGAGCUACACUCCAGCCAAACCAUCUCAGAUGGUCAUUGUCAUCAAUAUCUAUUGUUCGGAGCAAGAUGAUGUGGGCUUUAUUACUGAUUCCGGUGUGAAGAAAUGUGGCACUCUGCGCUUGGACCUGAGUGGCACAGAGUGCUUCCCUCCCCCGGCCCGCCGGGAGAUUCAGACACUCAUGCAGUUUGGGGACACAGAGCUCAAGGCAAUGGCGGUGGAUGUUGCCACUUCUAAAAGUGUGAAAGCCUCCAUUGAUUUCUUAAAUUAAAUCUGGUUAGUUUUCCCCACAGUACAUUAGGAAAUUGUUAAAGCCGAGUGGAGUGUCAGCAGCUUAAAAGUCCAAAAAAGCGAGUAUUUUUAAACUGAAACUUUUAACUCUCAUAAAAUGUUUGUUUCUUUUUAAUUGUAUGAUCUGUAGCUCUGUCCCAGCAUUGAUUUUGAAUGAUUUGGGAGAAUCUCUGACCUUGAUCAGGAAGUUCCCAAAUUAUCGAUGCCUGUUGCUUCAGUAUGACUUUUUUUAGAGGCCAUUCAACCCUCUUGUGUGUCUGUGCGGCUUACUAUAUAUCGGGGGACCAAUGCUGUCUAAGAAAUAUGUUUGGGCACAGAGAAGGGGACACAAAUUUUAAUUUAGCCUGAAAAAUAUCUUGUACAAAUGUACGCUACCAUUGGGCUGCUAAGUGAUGCAUUGCCUUGUAUACUAAAAAUUCAAAAAUUAGCUUUAAAAAUAGUAAUGAUAAUGCCAGGAGGUGUGUGGUCAGAAGCCAGCAGGUCAAAAAUUGACAGGUGCCAUGUCACUUUUGUUGGGUGAGGAUUUUUUUUAGAAAAAGGAUGCAGAAGAAUCGUAUGAAAUGGAACCAAACACGCUGCCUUGAGAAUGCUGCCAGCUUCACCCUGCCUUUGUGUUUUCACUAUAGCCAUACCGGUGCGCUUGAUGCCUUUUUUUCUUAUUCUGUUCCUUUGCUUGCUACACUGAAAAAAAAAAGGAAAAAGCCAGCAUCACAGAGAAGCAAUUACCUUUGUAUCAGUUAAAGGAAAGUUUCAGUAUGUUGAAGUAACUUGGGACUGAAAACUUGAGCGAAUAUUUAUUGUGCUUUAGUUUGUAUAUACACUAUUUAAAUCAUGUACAGAUUUAUUUUUAUUUCAGCAGAGUGCGCAGAAUUAUUUAGGUAGACUUAAUUAACUCUGCUGUCACCAGCGUACUCUUCCUGUUUUCAUUGCUGCUGUUAUCAAGAAAUUCACAAUCUGUGUACACAGAAGAGUAAAACUAGCAGAAUUUGUGGGGGCCUUAGCAGGUAAACAGCUGAAUAUUUAGAUGAUGUAUUGCUAUUGAUUGUUUGGUGUGCUGCCGCCAUUAGCUUUUCAAAGCUUCAUUUGAGUCAGUUGUUGUACAUUUAAAAUGUUCUAAGAUCUCUCCUGCAGGUGGACUUGCUAUUGCUUUUGGUCUUUGUUAGAAAACAUUUCAACUGAUGUAUGGUAUCACAUUAAAACUACACACUAUGUACCUGAUUCCUUCUACACCUCUCUAGAUACCAUUAGGGUGCCCAGAUAUUCUUUUUAUAUGACGUUCUCAUGUGGUGCCAAUGGAACUAGUAGUAGCUGUGCCAGUGUCAUCACCACAAUGCCUUCAGUGUAUCUGAUCUGUUGUUACAUACAGUGCCUUGUAACAGCCUUGACUCCUUGUGCAUGAUUUACAAUCUGCUGCCUUAAAUAUCACAUUCAGAAUCAUUCCAACUUCAUUCUUUUUCACUGAUACCAGAAAAAACAUCUACAGUUUAAAAGGAUUAAAAAGUCUUCUUUCUUAAAUGGCGUUUCUGAACUUUACCAGAGGGUACAGUUUUUGCCCCUUUGUUCUUGACAGGAGUGCUGAAACUCCAUGCCUCUCACACAUAUUUUGCUGUACUACGUGAAAUUUUAGGGUAGUGUGGGACAAAUACAUAUUAUUUCUUAA
Molecule: messenger RNA, 4025 nt
Organism: Erpetoichthys calabaricus (reedfish)
Lineage: Eukaryota; Metazoa; Chordata; Cladistia; Polypteriformes; Polypteridae
Gene: hspa12a
Product: heat shock protein 12A
Exons: 12
Coding region: 324-2345 (673 amino acids)
Source: RefSeq, a predicted model, not a curated record